UUAGAGGCGGAAAACAAGAAAAAAAAUAUUCUGAACCAAUGGACUGCAGACAUAGUACAGGAAAUGACCAGAGACUGCGGACACAGUACAGGAGAUGGCCAGAGACUGCAGACAUAGUACAGGAGAUGACCAGAGACUGCAGACAUAGUACAGGAGAUGACCAGAGACUGCAGACAGUACAGGAAAUGACCAGAGACUGCGGACACAGUACAGGAGAUGACCAGAGACUGCAGACACAGUACAGGAGAUGACCAGAGACUGCAGACAUAGUACAGGAGAUGACCAGAGACUGCAGACACAGUACAGGGAAUGACCAGAGACUGCGGACACAGUACAGGAGAUGACCAGAGACUGCAGACACAGUACAGGAGAUGACCAGAG
This is a messenger RNA of Staurois parvus, 381 nucleotides long. The record is from the annotation of a GenBank genome assembly. NCBI's taxonomy places the organism in Eukaryota, Metazoa, Chordata, Amphibia, Anura, Ranidae.